Molecule: messenger RNA, 1612 nt
Organism: Postia placenta MAD-698-R-SB12
Lineage: Eukaryota; Fungi; Basidiomycota; Agaricomycetes; Polyporales; Adustoporiaceae
Exons: 7
Coding region: 55-1437 (460 amino acids)
Biological process (GO): protein import into mitochondrial matrix
Cellular component (GO): mitochondrial inner membrane
Molecular function (GO): protein-folding chaperone binding
Source: RefSeq, a predicted model, not a curated record
CGUUUCGCCGCUGUGCUCGACGUUCUCCUCCAUCUCGACGAUACCCGGCCCACCAUGCUGCCCCGCCAUCUUCGAAGUGCCGUAGUUACCUCUGCUGCGCCGGCGCAAAUCCGUGCAUUGCUCUGCACUCGCAAUGCACUACGCCCGCACUCCCUCCGGGCCCGUCCUGCUGUCUCACGUCCUCUUGCUGCAUCCUUCCACUCGUCAUCGCGGCGGCAAAAUGAGAUGCCAAAGUCACCGUUCCAGACUUUUGUUGAGGUUCUCAGGGAAGAGCUGAGAAAAAACCGGGAGCUGCAAGACAAUGUUAAGCAGCUUCAGGGCGACGUGGACAAGCUGCAGGACUCAGAAGCCAUGCGGAAGGCUCGGGCAGCUUAUGAGCGAGCGAGAUUGACAUCGAGCAUCAAAGAGAACCCGCGACUUCGAGCGGCAGCAGAGGAGCUCCGCAAAACGGGUGUCAAGGUCGGCGACGCCGUCUCAGAAGCUCUCAAGACUAUGGAGGAGAGCGAGCUUGCCCGUGCGAUAUCUCGUGCCUCGGCCGCCGUGUCAUCUACUAUCGCUUCCACGACAGAGCCAAUACGGAAUACGGCAGCGUAUAAAGUUCUCUCCGAGACCGUCGUAGAUGCCCUGGAUGACAGUGGAAGUGCAAAGCAUGCAGGCUUUGAGGAGAAGGAGGCGCGGCGGAAGCGGAGGCAAACGCGCUUGGCCAAGCUCGGGAAGGACAGCAUAACAGGUACUUCUCGCGCUGUGAAGGCCGACCCAGAAGCGGGUCAAGCGAUGGUCCUGCACAAGGACUCGCCGCGGCGCGAGAAGUGGGAGCGGCUGAAGGAGACGAACCCGCUCCUCCGUUCGUUCGUGAACUUGCGACAAGCAUAUGACGAGUCGGAGAACCCCGUUGUCUCAUCGAUGCGGUCGGUCACGCAGACGAUCGGGGGCUGGUUCGACGAGACGGAGCACGCGCAGGUCAUCCGCUUCAUGAAAUUGAUGGAUCCAACGUUCUCCAUGGAGGGUUUCGAGCGCGAGCUCCGGGAGUACAUCGUGCCAGAAGUCGUUGACGCAUACCUUAGUGCUGAUCAGGAGGCUUUAAAGGCGUGGUGUGGGGAGGCGACUUACAAUGUUCUAUGGGCCACGAUGGAGCAAUACCUACGCCAAGGCCUGAUCAGUGACAGCAAAAUCUUGGAUAUUCGGCAGGUUGAUAUUUCUGCCGGCAAGAUCUUGGAAAACGAUGUACCUGUCUUCGUCGUGACGUUCGCAACCCAGGAGAUGCUACUCUUCCGCAAUGUCAAGACGCGGGAGAUCAUCGUGGGCGCGGAAAACAGGGUUGAGCAGUGUCACUAUGCUGCUGUGGUCACUCGGGUGGAGGAGGAACUGGACAACGAGGUCACAGGAGGCUGGAAGAUUGUCGAGAUGGCACGCCGAUCUGCUCGUGCAUACCUCUAGUCCUAUCUACGCUAGGCGUGAUAUAUUAAAACGUUGCGCAUAUUGCUUUGCUCCUGAGACUGCCUGCGAGUGCGGACCUCUAGACAUAAUUCACACCACUCAUACACAUAACAAUCCAAAGUACUAGUAUAUUUGUCAUUCAUGAUCAUAGCGUCGUGGAUGGUAUGUAAUGACA